AUGUAGCAUAACGUUAGCUAGUUUGUUUAUUUAUUCGCUGAUCAUUUGAAGAUCAAUAACGUUAUUUACAGGUUAAUAGCAACUGUGAUUUAAAUAAGAUUACUGUUAAAGUCUGUACUGAGACAGCCCAAUGAAAAGAUCGUUAAGGGAGUGUCUUUAAACAUAUGCGGUGGGACAUAACGUCGAGCUCAGCGCAGGGGUUUGCAACAAUUUAAGACCCACCAGAGAUUGACUGGCUGGAACUUAAUACUUGACAAGCGUUGUUACGUUCUUGACAUCAUGAAUUUUACACAUAGUAAUUAUGUCAGGACAUAUGCAUUGCAUUGAGAACUGCUCUAAAGCGAGUAGAUGACUACAUUUGCAUAUCAUGAAAAUGUAUAAUUGCACGUCCCUUAACAGGCUAAAUUGUUUAUUCUUAAAGGAUAAUAAUGGCAGGGCAUAGUGUUUAAUACAAUAUCCAAUUACACUACUCGUACCAAAUAACACUACUCGUACCAAAUAACACUACACGGAGAGUCGUUUUAAAUUUUUCAUUCAAAGGCCCACGAUGUGCAUUCCAACAGCCAUCUAAACUGCGAAAAAUGUUUCCGCAAGACGGCAACCAUGCACACAAUGUACUUUCAUCAUUAAACCAGCAGAGGACGCUAGGGCGGUUUUGCGACGCCGCCCUGGACGUUGGCGAUGGGGUCGUGUACAUGGCCCACCGCAACGUCCUCGCCUGUUGCAGUGAUCUCUUUCGAGAAGAUGACUACCCAAGCAGGGAGGUUCGUCUUACCGACUGCCCUAACGACGGGCUGGAGCUCCUGCUCAACUUUGUCUACACAGGAGAGCUAAAGCUGGACGCCUUGAACUUGGAUAAGGUGCGGUGUGCUGCGGUGUGCCUGUGUGUGCCACAAGCACUUGCACUGUGUCAGUCCUUUAGCGAAAGCUUAAGAGAACCCGUGCCAGUGAAGCGCAAACGAGGAAGACCUAAGAAGGCCAGGGAAACAAUUGAGCCAUAUUCAAUCCAUGAAGAAACGGGUGCUUAUGUGCCCAGUGCAGAAUCAUCCACUUCCAGCCCCCAUGACAAUGUGACCACAAAGGUCACCACCAUCACACGCUCGGGACGCAAAGUCAAGUGCCCUCGUCGCCUGCCAGGGGAGACCUGUGAACCUCCAGCGCGGGAUAACGGCAGCACAGGAGCCCCGCAUGUCAGCCCGGUGGAUAUGAGCAAUCACUGUGCACCGAUUGACCGGACCCCCGUGCAUUCGAGCAGAGAAACACAGAUGUCCGAGGUCCAGAUGGACUUCACGGACGCGCUGGGUCACGACCUCCAUCAGGAGACGGAGGACGGGGGCGGCGGUUUCGAUGCGGUCGACGAAGACUCGGACGAGGAGUACGUCCCCGUCGCCGAGCCGAGUGCAGUCCCGGUGUCGAGUGGAAGGAGUAAAGUCCCCCAGAAGGCUGAGAAGAAGGAAAACGGCGAGGCCACAGAAGCCGACCCCAAAAAGCCGUCGGUGCAGUGUCCUGUUUGCAACAAGACCUUCCGCAGUAAAUACUACCUCAAGGUUCACAACAGGAGGCACACAGGCGAAAAGCCCUUUGUGUGCAGUAAGUGUGGGAAGCGGUACUUCAGGAAAGAGAACCUUCUGGAACACGAGGCCAGAAACUGUUCCAAAGUGGUGACAUUUUCUUGCACUAUAUGCCCCUCGGUGUUCAAGAGAAAACAGGAGUUUCGUUUACACAUGAUCUCCCACACAGGAGACAUGCCCAAUAAGUGUACGUCAUGCCCUGAACAGUUUAUGCAAAAGAGGGAUCUGACGAUGCACUUGAUCAAGAUCCAUGGCUUUGCCAAACCGCACGCAUGUUCCCAGUGCACCAAGGGCUUCCUGACGCGCACGGAGCUGCGCGUGCACGAGGCCGCAAAGCACCGGGGGGAGAAGCCCUUUGUGUGCGAGGAGUGCGCCCACCGCGCCUCGAGCAGGAACGGGUUGCAGAUGCACAUCAAAGCUAUUCACAGAAACGAGAGGCCGUUCGUGUGCAGCUACUGUGGCCAUGCGUUCACCCAGAAGACCAACCUGAUCAUGCAUUUGCGCGUGCACACUGGUGAACGGCCGUAUCAGUGCCAUCUCUGUGGCAAGACCUUCAGGACGCACGCCAGUCUAGACAAGCACAACCGGACCCACACGGGUGAGCGCCCCUUCGGCUGUGAGUUCUGCGAGCACCGCUUCACGGAGAAAGGCCCGCUUGUUCGCCACAUCGCCAGCAGGCACCAGGAGGGGCGGCCUCACUGUUGUCACAUAUGUGGCAAAACCUUUAAAGCCUUGGAACAACUUCGAGUUCACCUGCGGCGCCACAAGGGAGUGAGGAAGUUUGAAUGUGUCGACUGUGGCUACAAGUUCACCCGACAGGCUCACUUGCGACGUCACAGUCUCAUCCACAAACGCAUGGAGAACUACAACCCCAAACAAAGGAAGCUGAGGAACCUCAUCAUAGAGAGCCAGGGCGAGGGCGAAGCCACGCAGUCCCCCAAGGCAUUGACGCUGAGCGCCUCGCACGACCCCCUGGCCCUGCCGAUCCAGGAGGAUCCGAGCCAGCAGUUGUCCCUUCCGGACCCGGGCCUGGACCCGGACAGCUUUGUUCCCGUGGUGGUGAUGGAGGACGGGGUAUCCAUUAGGGCCCUGGUGGUAGGGGACGAAUGCCCGGGGAACAUCGUCCCCGUCUCGGGGGUCUUGCAGCAGACUCAGCUGGAGCCAGGCUCGUACACCACGGGGGUAUUGGAGCGGAUUGGAGAGAACCUAGCAGUGCCAGAGCGAGAGCUGAAGGAGACAUAACGACUGACACGCUCAUGAUCCACGUACAGCGAUCGGAACGAUCCGUCCCCCAUUCCAACCUUCCUGAAAAGUGUGGUUGAAAAGCAUUUUGUAUGAGCAUGUGUUAGCAUAAUCAAGAGUUUAAACUAUGAAUCUAAUCUUUGAUGUUUGGGUGUUGACAUGCCUAGUGUGGAAGUAAAUGUCUCUAAAUAGAAGGAAAAAAUAAACCAUUGCUUUAUUGGUUGUUUAGUAUUAAAGACAAGAAAGGAGUAACAUGGGGCGCAAAUUCGAAGAAGAGGAAAUAGAAAUCGGUCUUAUCGGCUGCAACAAAAUCCUUGGUCAAGAUCAGUGACCUCACCAAUCAAAAACUGAUCAUCCUGGAGCAUAAGAGGCUGUAAGUUAUUUGCUCAUUUAACCUUGUCUUGUUCACCACAGACCAUGAAUUAGAUUAGUGUAGCUUGACUGUCAAAAGCAGCAAAACAGACAUGAAGCAGCAUACUACACAGACUGGGUUUUAUUUCUGCUACCCUUCGAGACAUCAAUGUUACACAAACACAUUACAUUCAGGCAACGAAGGAUAUAUAUAGGAAAAUAGCUUAAACAAUACUAAUAUAUGUAUGAAAACAACAUAACCUAUUAAGAAAAGUGUUACUUCGAAGACUAUUUUACAAAAAAACAAAUUGAGAGAUUUGUAGCACUUCCAGUUGUGUUUGAAAAUCCACCACCGCAAACCACUGCUGGGUUACAACUAAUAAAACAAUACAAAAGCAUAAAUAUAUAUAAAAAAGAAAACAUUCAAAAAUAUACUUUUCCAUGCACAUUAUAUACUGGAACCCAGAAAUAUCUCUGCCAAGGAUCAGGAGUGAACAUUAUUUUUAAUAGGGCAACCUGUCCGAUUUAGACCACAUCAAGAAAAUGUCUUGAGUUUGGUUAAGUUUUUCAAAACGCUAAAGAGGUUAGUUUUCUUCUGUGACAAAAAUGAUAAAAUAAAAGUGAUGAAUUGCAAUUUGAAACUCCCAUCUCAACAACAGAGAUGGGAGUUGUUGUUUAGUCAAAUUCAUAAUCAGGAGUUAGAAUACGUGGACCUGGGAUUAUUGUACACGUGACAUUCUACAUAACAUUGGCGAAUCAGCCCCCACAGAGCAUGUCCGUGUGGAGCUAGCUAACAAACGGUCGGGACUUAAGCUUUAGGAAUGUUAGCGGGUGUCGGGGAUAUUAUUGAUUCUCAACGGAUUCUCGACCUCAACCGUCCUACAUUUUGAUUUUAACUGACGAAAAAAAUCAAUCGCUAUCCAAAAAACUGUCAGGGAUGUCCGGGAAACAUCUAACUGGGUCUGUCAAAUCCUUUAGUCCAUCAGACCUACACAUAACCAUGAGCGCUGAUCAGCGAUGGCAGAAUAGCAGGCUUGCCGACCGCGAGGAUGUCAGAUGGGAAAACCUUCAUAGUACCAAAGUGCUUCUUCUUCUUCUUCUUCUGCUUCUCGUACAGCUUCCACAUGUCCAGGAGGUGAAUUUACAGUGAAACCUGUUUUUGAGGCCAACUCCAUCUCCCUCCAGGAGGCUGGAGGGAGAUAAAGAGAGAGUACUGCGGGUGUGGCCUCCGUUCCUCAGCGGGCCGGGUUCACGUCAUGGUUCUGGUUCUGGUUGAGAUUGUUGUGGAGGUUGAGCAGUGCCUGCUGACGGUUGUGUUGUCGGUGCAGGCGGACCGCGUUGGAGUCGGGGAUCUCCGCGGCUUCGAAGGUGCUGACCACAAGGGGCAUGAACUGGCGGAAGAUGCUGACGCUGCCGUGCCAGAAGGUGGGCUGGGGCAUGCGGCCGGCGAUGACCCAGCCACGGGUGGCCGGGUCGUAGGCCUCCACCACGUCCGACAGCUCGAAGGUGUUGUCGUAGCCGCCUGACACGUAGAGCUUCCCUCCUAGUACCGCUACGCUGCCACCGACGUGCACCUGGAAGGAAUAGAGUACAGAGAUAGAUUGAGUUAGGGAUUUUUCAUUCAAUAUCCGAAAUAAUGAACGGUGUUCUCUUGACAAGAAAAAAGGUCACAUUUAGCUAUGAUAAAAAAUGGGCUGGAGACAGUGAGCUAUAGAUCAUUCAAUAGUUAUAACAGAUUGCUCCCAAGUAAUAUGUGGCUUUGGUCAGAAGUUGUGUCAUAUCAUGAGAGGACAUUUCAGGUUAACCUGAUAAAGGAGACACAAUAAUAUCAACAUUGAUACCUGGUUCAUUGGGCUGAUCUUGUCCCAUUCGUUCUUUUUUGGAUUGAAAACGUCCACCUCAGCAGAGUCAUCCCUGGAUAAAACACACAUUUAAAAAGAGAACAUUUAACAAAAAUAUAACUUUUGACAUUGGUAGGUGAGUAUAACAGUAUAACAUCUAAUCCUGUGUAUUAAUAAAAUACCUAUAUAAAAAAUCUAUUUAACUUGAACUAGAACUUAUCUCCUAUAUUGACAUAUUUUCCAGCAUGCUCACAUCCUAUUUUACAUGAAAAAUACAACUGAUUAGAUCACUGAAGUAGGCUCCACAUUCCACUGUGAACGCCUUUUCGUUGUUAUUUAUCACUCUCCCGGUGUCACCGGUAGGGGGCGUGUCCCCAGUAG
Gadus chalcogrammus (walleye pollock) is the source of this 5386-nucleotide messenger RNA. RefSeq names its product zinc finger and BTB domain containing 48 (gene zbtb48). NCBI's taxonomy places the organism in Eukaryota, Metazoa, Chordata, Actinopteri, Gadiformes, Gadidae. Gene Ontology annotation, molecular function: protein binding. The transcript has 11 exons. The record is from RefSeq and is a predicted model, not a curated record. Bases 582 to 2813 code for a protein of 743 amino acids.